AUGUCUUUUAGUCCCAAUGAUGGCUUCGUGGCCGCCGCACCGACGGGAGGUGCCCCGGGCAUCGACGAGCUACCCAUUUUCAACGUCGAACGCGCCCAGAUGGCGUUCUCCGUGACGGCGGAGUUCGUCGCGGCGCAAAUAGCAAACAACGUCAUGAUACUGGCCUUGUCCAACGGUCGGAUCCUGCGAAUCGACCUGAAGCGGCCGGAGGACAUUGAUGAUAUUGAUCUACCAAAAAGAGCAUCCGAGAUUGGCGUCAUUCGACGCAUGUUCUUGGACCCGACUGCCUCCCACUUGCUGAUUUGCACUGCGCUUGGCGAAAAUUACUACCUUCACACGCAAUCAAGGCAACCUCGGCCGUUGGGCCAGCUGCGUGGCGUCACCAUUGAGAGUGUGGCGUGGAACCCGUCUCUUCCAACCGCCUCGACGCGGGAGAUCAUCCUUGGUGCCUCGGACGGCAACAUUUACGAGGCAUUCAUCGAGACCGCCAACGAGUUUUACAAAAGAGAGCUCAAACAUCUAAAGAACCUGCAUAAGCUGCCUGAUGGCCCCAUCACGGGCUUGUGGGUGGACGAUCUGAAGGGAAGCCCUGAUAUUCGAAGAAUCAUGAUCGGCACACAGAGCAGGUUGUUCCAUCUGGUGGGCAAGAUCGGGCGGAGUCACGACGGCAGCGGCUCCGUCUAUACCAAAGUGUUUGAAUCGGAACAGCCCGUGAUUCAUGAGAUCCCGCGAAGCUCGUCUGGCGGCCAUUCGGCAGUGGUGGUCUCGCCUGAUCCCCCCGAGGGCGGACGUGCAGACAAUGCUCCGGACAGGGCGUACGCAUGGUUGUCGUCACAGGGAGUGUUUCACGGCAAGCUUCUGAACAGCCCGAAAGAUAGCAGCCUCGGAUCCAAGGUCUUUGCAGAUUCGAAAACCCUGUCCAAAGCACAAGUCAUCGCUCCGGAAUCAACGGGCAGGCAUAAGCCGACCACGGAAACAGUCGAUUCGUUGCUGCUCACCGAGUGGCACAUGCUCAGCCUAGUCGGCAACCGUAUUAUUGCUACCAACCGUCUUACGGGCAACACGGUGUCCGAGCAUGACGUCCUUGCAACCGGUCACAAGGCUGUUGCUUUUACCAUGGACAUGCAAGAGCGAACGUUUUGGCUCAUCACUUCUGAUGAAAUUUACGAGAUAGUCGCUCGAGAUGAGGAACGGAACAUUUGGCAGAUAAUGAUGAAGAAUGGGCAGUUUGAAUCGGCAUUGCAGUAUGCCCAAACCCAGGCGCAAAAGGAGACCGUUGCGGCGAGCUACGGGGACUACCUUGCAAAAAGGGGACAUUGGAACGAGGCGGCUGUGCUAUAUGGUCGCAGCAACAAACCGUUCGAAGACGUCGCGCUCAGCAUCAUUGACAAUAAUCAACCGGAUGCCUUGAGACAGUUUCUACUGACGAAGCUGGCCGGCACAAAGAAGUCUGCGACCAUACAAACAGAAAUAGUUGCCAGCUGGCUAGUGGAGGUAUUCAUGGCAAAGCUCAACUCGCUCGACGACACAAUCAUGACGCAGGCCGAGCUUUCAGAGAGCCUGAACCCAGCAGAGUCCAAAAUGAUGCUGGAGUCUGUCCGAAAGGAAUACCACGAUUUCGUCAACAAGUACAAGGGCGACCUGGAUCGGAAAACGGCGUACGACAUUAUCGGCAGCCAUGGAAGGGAGGGAGAGCUUCUAUACUUUGCAAACGCGAUAGAUGACUACAACUACGUCUUGUCGUACUGGGUACAGAGAGAGCGCUGGGAAGAGGUUUUGAACGUGCUCAAGAGGCAGACUGACGUCGAUGUUUUCUACCGAUACAGCACCGUCCUCAUGACCCAUGUUCCGCAAGAAAUGGUUGAGAUUCUCAUGAGGCAUUCCGAGCUCCAGCCUCGCAGCCUCAUCCCCGCAUUGCUAGAGUACAAUCGCAACUUCUCUGGAGACGCAAACUCUCAGAACCAGGCAGUACGGUAUUUGAAUUACGUCAUUUUCCAACUGAAUUCUACCGAUGCCGCCAUCCACAACACGCUCGUUUCGAUAUACGCCUCGCACCCCUCAAAGGAUGAGUCAGGACUGCUUUCUUAUUUGCAGGCUCAGGGUGACGAGCCGCGGUAUGACCCUGAUUUUGCCCUGCGACUGUGCAUCCAAAACCACAGAACACUGUCGUGCGUGCACAUCUACACGAGCAUGGGCCAGUACCUGCAAGCGGUUGACCUGGCCCUGUCGCACGGCGAGGUUGAACUGGCCGCGGUCAUUGCCGACCGACCCAUGUCAAACCCGCAGCUCCGAAAGAGACUCUGGUUGGCGGUGGCACGCAAGGUCAUUGCCAAGUCGGACGGCAUCAAGACGGCGAUUGAGUUUCUCAGGAGAUGCGACCUCGUCAAGAUUGAAGAUCUGAUCCCGUUCUUCCCUGACUUUGUGGUGAUUGACGACUUCAAAGAGGAGGUUUGUCAAGCAUUGGAAGACUACUCCCGGAACAUUGAUGGCUUGAAGAAAGAGAUGGACGAGUCCUCGCAGACGGCAAGUAAUAUCAAGAUGGACAUUGCGGCACUGGACCAUCGGUACGCCAUCGUCGAGCCUGGAGAGAAGUGCUACGUCUGUGGACUGCCCCUGCUCAGCAGGCAGUUCUUUGUGUUUCCCUGCCAGCACGCCUUCCACUCUGACUGCAUGGGGAAAAAGGUCCUCGAGUACUCUGGGAUCGGACACUCGAAGAAAAUACGGCAGCUGCAGAUGCAGAUCCACAAGGGCUUGGUAAAUGGGGCCAAGAGGGAGGCGGUGGUUGCUGAGCUCGAUGCUUUGGUGGCUUCGGCCUGUAUUUUAUGCAGCGACUUUGCCAUCAAGAGAAUAGACGAGCCGCUCAUAUCUGCCGACGACAAUCGGAAUGAAUGGGCUGUGUGA
Messenger RNA from Metarhizium album ARSEF 1941, 2901 nucleotides. RefSeq names its product vacuolar protein sorting protein DigA. The coding region runs from base 1 to 2901 and encodes 966 amino acids. The transcript has 3 exons. Gene Ontology annotation, biological process: vesicle-mediated transport; intracellular protein transport; vacuole organization. The record is from RefSeq and is a predicted model, not a curated record. Lineage: Eukaryota; Fungi; Ascomycota; Sordariomycetes; Hypocreales; Clavicipitaceae. Gene Ontology annotation, cellular component: HOPS complex; endosome. Gene Ontology annotation, molecular function: protein-macromolecule adaptor activity.